UUCUCGACUCCACGAUGUUCUACUCCCACCAAUUGCUCUCCAAGAAAGGUCCCUUCGGGCAGAUAUGGAUCGCGGCGACGGUGCAUCCAAAGAUGAACAGGAAGAGGACCGAUCAGAUCGACAUCGAAGAGAGCUGCAUGCAGAUCAUCAAUCCCGUCGUUCCUCUGGCUCUACGGCUGUCGGGAAUCCUCAUGGGAGGCAUCGUGAGGAUCUACAACCACAAAGUCAAAUUCUUGUAUGGUAAGGCCAUGGUUUAUUUUCUCUGCUUUCGUUCACAUUCUUUCCUUGAUCAAGACGAUGUCACGGAGUUCAUGGUGAGGAAGUUUUCUUGGUUCGAAGCGAUCACGAUUGAUGGCACCGAAGAAACCUUCCAGGAUUUCGAGCGCGCGAUGCUGGAGCCGGAAACACCGGACCAGGACGAUCCCGAGUUUUUCACGGUUCCUCCUCUGGUGGCGAGAACCAGACCCAACCGAUUUCAAGGGAAGAAACCGGAGCCUCAUAAGCCGCGAAAGAAAAGAAAGACGAUCAAGCAGCAGAAGAAACUCGUCUACGACGUCGAGUUGACUGAGAUUCCAGCUCAAGUUUUCCAGUCCUGGCUGCAGGACACUUCAAAUAUCAUCUACAGAAGAAAUAGACGAAAGGUAUGUGAACAGCGUUUUGCCUUCACUGACAUUGCGAUCAAACAGCUGUAUACACAAGCAUCGGCUGAAAGAGCAAAAGUGAUGCUGAACAAUCCCUUAACUUUCUUAGGCUGCGGUACCAUACCGAAGUCACUUUUACCAGCCUCAAUCGUUGAUCUGUGGUCCAAAGCGACCGUGGUGACUCCAAGGCAACAAAAGACUACUUCUGAGCAGCAGAAACAACAAGAACAGCAAACAUCUGCCAAACAGCAGGACCAGCAAGUAUCUGCUGAUCAAUCGCCUCCUCCGCCGUUGGAAUUCGCGUUCGAAGAGCCCGAGCGUUUUGAGGCACCUUUUAACUUUGACAAUUACGGCUCCGUCGAGAAACUACGAGCACCCGUUCAAACUCCUGUUACAGGAAGCGAAGGAGGCAGCUUCUUUGAUGUCCAAACCGGAGUGACUCCAAAUAUUUCAGUGAACAGCGUCAUGAAUUCUAAACGAAAAAGGAGCUCUCAAUCCACCGACAAGCUCGUUCCCGACGUUGUGGGGGAUUAUCCGACCAGCUUGAGGUCCAAGAGGUCGCGAGCGUCGGAACGCAAGAGUGACUCGCCUUUUGGUACUGAUUUUUAUACCAACGACGUUUUCCCGGAAGAAAGAACUCCAGACAUCACAGUUCUACCAAGCCAGUUUGAAACAGAGCCGACUCAAGCCGCACAGGCCUAUCAACGCGACUUAGACAAGCUCACAAGCAUCAUGCUCCAGUACUUGCGGGAGCACUUCAUCAGCUCUCCGGGGAUCAAGGCGUUGUCCCUCGAUAGCCUUACGGAAGGCAUGAACGCCUCUCAGGGAGCAAAGAUGUUCUUCCACAUCUGCGUCUUAGCUUCAAAUAGCUAUCUCAGUGUGCUACAAAAGGAAGCUUAUGGCGACAUCCUCGUUGGAAGAGGAAGCCUCUUUUGAU
This is a messenger RNA of Selaginella moellendorffii, 1578 nucleotides long. RefSeq names its product sister chromatid cohesion 1 protein 1. Lineage: Eukaryota; Viridiplantae; Streptophyta; Lycopodiopsida; Selaginellales; Selaginellaceae. Gene Ontology annotation, biological process: replication-born double-strand break repair via sister chromatid exchange; synaptonemal complex assembly; mitotic sister chromatid cohesion. Gene Ontology annotation, molecular function: chromatin binding; protein binding. The record is from RefSeq and is a predicted model, not a curated record. The transcript has 13 exons. Gene Ontology annotation, cellular component: synaptonemal complex; cohesin complex. The coding region runs from base 15 to 1577 and encodes 520 amino acids.